This is a messenger RNA of Babesia bigemina, 249 nucleotides long. Its product is annotated as Mitochondrial import inner membrane translocase subunit Tim13. The coding region runs from base 1 to 249 and encodes 82 amino acids. The record is from RefSeq and is a predicted model, not a curated record. NCBI's taxonomy places the organism in Eukaryota, Apicomplexa, Aconoidasida, Piroplasmida, Babesiidae. The transcript is spliced from 3 exons.
AUGUCGAAGGAUUCCACUGCUGCCCCGGCGGAGGUGAACGCCGCGCUGAACUUGCUGGUUCUCACGAUGCUCAACGAGCAAGUGAAGAAGGUUUGCUUUGGAAAAUGCUUCGGCAACAAAUUCGGCGACGUGAUGAACAAGAACGAACAGAUUUGCCUUGCCAAGUGCAUGGACCGUAUGUACGAAGCGCACACCAUCCUCUCGCAAGCUGCCGCCGAAGCUGCGAACAACAUCGCGAAGAAUGAGUAG